AUGGCUAUCCAUCUGGAGAUGCAGUCCCCUGGGGCGGUAGACCACGAGGUCGAGGAGACAUAUGCAAAGCAGAAUAUGGACUUUGUGGAAAGUGCAGGAAAUGUGAUUCCUGCUGCGGAUUUGCCUGCUGAGAUAGCACACUUGUCUAAACCACACCGUGAUUAUCUGAUGGAGCGACAUGGUACCUUGAAUCUCGACCCGAUUCCUGCGAUGGACCCUGCCGAUCCGUACAAUUGGCCAGAAUGGAAGAAAAUAAUGAAUUUAAUUCUUGUUGCCUUCCACGCUUGUAUGGGAACCUUCGCAGCAGCCGGUAUCAUUCCCGCAUACUCAGACAUCACUGAAAUUUACGGUGUUUCAACCCAGUCCGCCAGCUACCUCACUUCCCUCCAGAUCGCCGUUCUGGGUGGUGCACCGCUUUUCUGGAAACCCCUGUCCCACCGUUAUGGUCGCCGUCCUAUUUUCCUCAUUUCCCUCAUCUGCAGUCUCGUGUUUAAUAUUGGUUGUGCGAAGACGAAGACCUAUGGUGCAACUGCAGCAUGCCGUGCUCUGGCGGCGUUCUUCAUUUCGCCUGCCUCGGCGAUUGGAAGUGCCGUAGUGAUGGAAACGACCUUCAAGAAAGAUCGUGCUCGGUAUAUGGGAAUCUGGACUGUGAUGAUCACACUAGGUGUUCCCCUUGGACCAUUUAUCUUCGGAUUCGUGGCGUAUCGGGCUGGUUAUGAAUGGAUUUAUUGGGUUCUAGCGAUGAUCAACGGUGGUCAAUUUAUUCUCUACCUCUUCUUCGGCCCAGAAACUCGCUACGUGGAUAGCGGCGAAUGGCGAGAAGAAUCAACCUUCAAAAGGGAAUACCUCUCCGUCCGUCGAAUUGAUCCCACCCCAUUUACCUGGUUCGAAUUCGUUAAGCCCUUGACAAUGGUCACGCGUCCUUGCAUCCUUAUCCCAACAUGCGCUUACGCGAUGAUCUUCCUUUUCUGCAACAUUAUGACAACAGUUGAGAUCCCCGGACUCCUCCAAACGAAAUUCGACCUCAAUACCGAACAGGUUGGCUUGCAGUUCCUGGGCAUGAUCAUCGGAUCCAUCAUCGGCGAACAAAUGGGCGGAAACUUAUCCGAUUACUGGAUGCGUAUGCGUGCAAAGCGGGGCCAAGAACCUGCUCCGGAGUUUCGACUUUGGCUUAGUUACUUUGGCUUUGCACUUUCAUGUGUUGGAUUGAUCAUCUUCUUGAUUUGUACUCAGGAAGCACCGUCGGGUCAUUGGAGUGUUCCCCCGAUUAUAGGCACUGGAAUCGCUGCUGCGGGUAGUCAACUCGUUACUACUGUUAUGGUUACUUAUGCGAUGGAUUGUUAUCCUCAAGAGGCGGCGAGCGUUGGUGUGUUCAUUACAUUCGUGCGACAGAUUUGGGGAUUCCUUGGUCCAUUUUGGUUUCCUUCAUUGUUUGAUACUGUUGGUAUCGCUGCUAGCUCGGGCGUUGUUUGUGGUAUGAUUGUGGCUGUCAGUAUUCUUCCGACCAUGGUGCUUCAUGGAUUCGGCAAGAAAUGGAGACGGCAACACGGCGAGGUGGCGUUCUGA
Messenger RNA from Penicillium malachiteum, 1566 nucleotides. RefSeq lists its product as uncharacterized. The record is from RefSeq and is a predicted model, not a curated record. The coding region runs from base 1 to 1566 and encodes 521 amino acids. Gene Ontology annotation, molecular function: transmembrane transporter activity. NCBI's taxonomy places the organism in Eukaryota, Fungi, Ascomycota, Eurotiomycetes, Eurotiales, Aspergillaceae. Gene Ontology annotation, biological process: transmembrane transport. The transcript has 4 exons.